AUGUCAAGGCGACCCUUACCCCCUCUCCCACAGCUGUCCAUUGGCAGCUCUGUAUCUUCAACUGAUGAAACGACCCCCCCCGAUAGUCCAACAACAGCUUCCAUGAUCACUUUGGUUGGAGAGGCCAUGAAUGAAUCUCCUACAGAGGGUAACAAUAUGCACUGGCCACAGGAAAUUGUAAAUUAUUUUACUUACAAAGAUGAAGAUCCGGACUCCAUCAUCCUUGAUGUGACAUUGUCAAAUUUGUCCGAAAAUCUAGAUUUUUAUCAAACUAAGUUCAAAGAACGGCUCCAGAAUGCUUUCAGGCGAUCCGGGGUGUCAAGAGAUACACAGACCAGAAUUGUUGAUAUGUUCACCACAGAAUUUGAAAGUGAAUACGAAAGUUGGUUAAAGGCAGAUCCUUCAAGAUCUCCGGAACAGUUAAGACGUUGGACGAUCAAAGCUGAUGUGAUCACUGAAGCGGGUCACAAGGUAGUCGUGACAAAUAUCUCUGCAACAUCAACAAACAUUCCACGGGAAACUUUCAAUUGGUCAAAUCGUAAGAGGUUGCACCCUAGUGCACAAGCCUUCCUAGCUCAAAGCUUGAACAGUAACACAUGA
Molecule: messenger RNA, 600 nt
Organism: Tremella mesenterica DSM 1558
Lineage: Eukaryota; Fungi; Basidiomycota; Tremellomycetes; Tremellales; Tremellaceae
Exons: 1
Coding region: 1-600 (199 amino acids)
Source: RefSeq, a predicted model, not a curated record